AUGCAGCGCGGCGCGCCGUACACAAAACGGCGGUUCUACCAGCUCGUGAAGCUAUACCACCCCGACACCCACGACAAAGAUGCUCCGCCCUCGUCCUCCCCGCAGCAGAUUCCACACGCAACCCGCCUCGAGAGGUACCACCUGGUCGUGGCGGCCAAUAAUCUCCUAAGCGACCCGAACAAACGUCGUCUGUACGACCACCACGGCAUCGGCUGGACGGCCGACCACCGUGCCCCGGACCUCCGAGAGGUCGACAAGGCGUGGCGACACCAGCCGGGGAAUGCCUCGCGCAACGCCACCUGGGAGGACUGGGAGCAGUGGCGGAACGAGCGCGACGGCAAGCCCAGCGAGCCCAUGUACAUGAGCAACGGGACGUUUGCGGCCCUCGUGGUCUGCAUGUGCAUGAUUGGGGCUCUGGCGCAGAUGAACCGCGCCGAAGCCGCCGGCGAGCAGUACGUCGACUUUGUGCAGCAGAAGGACUGGGCCAUCGGGCAGAAGAUGCGCCAGAACAACAUGGCGUCGGCGGGGAGGACAAAGGACGAGAGGGUCGACACGUUUCUACGGGACAGGGAGAACCUGUCGUUUGAUUUUCAGCCUGCCAAGUACGACGACCCCUCGCAUGCGAAUAGAUCAGGAUAA
Messenger RNA from Metarhizium brunneum ARSEF 3297, 639 nucleotides. RefSeq names its product J domain-containing protein 1. The record is from RefSeq and is a predicted model, not a curated record. NCBI's taxonomy places the organism in Eukaryota, Fungi, Ascomycota, Sordariomycetes, Hypocreales, Clavicipitaceae.